Molecule: messenger RNA, 3881 nt
Organism: Ipomoea triloba (trilobed morning glory)
Lineage: Eukaryota; Viridiplantae; Streptophyta; Magnoliopsida; Solanales; Convolvulaceae
Product: probable LRR receptor-like serine/threonine-protein kinase At3g47570
Exons: 4
Coding region: 51-3722 (1223 amino acids)
Biological process (GO): protein phosphorylation
Molecular function (GO): ATP binding; protein binding; protein kinase activity
Source: RefSeq, a predicted model, not a curated record
UUCCAGUUAGCAAAGUUCAGAACCCAAACACACACACACAAACACAAAUAAUGAAGAAUCCUUUCCCAAACUGUUUAGUAGCAGUUCUGUUGCUAGCUUAUUGUAUCUACUUUUCCGGAGCUGUUACAAACUUAGAAAGCGAUGAAUUUGCUCUUCUUCAAUUCAUCAAAACACUCAUCACUUCAGACCCAGAAAACAUACUAGCCAAAAAUUGGUCCACCGGCACCCCCACUUGCCAAUGGACCGGCGUCGUGUGCAACGGCAAGCCGAGGGUAGCCGCCGUGCAUCUCUCCGGCCUCGGCCUCUCCGGCAUAAUUUCGCCGAGUCUCGGAAAUCUCACAUUCCUCACCUCACUAGACAUCAGCGACAACCACUUCACCGGCCAAAUUCCAGGUGGCCUAUCAAAGUUGCGCAGAUUAAAAGAAUUGAACUUUGGCAGCAACAAUUUGGUCGGAUUAGUACCAUUUUGGGUUGGAUCAUUACCACACCUCAAAAAGCUCAUUCUCUAUAACAACAAUUUCUCUGGGACCAUUCCACCAUCUCUAUGCAACAUCUCAAUGAUGGAGCAACUGGAUAUGGGCUCCAACAUGUUACGAGGGAAUAUUCCACAAGAAAUCGGGAAUCUUUCCAAGCUGGAAUCGCUGUACCUGGAUAGUAACAUGCUCACAGGUUCUCUACCAGACAGGAUCUUUAACGUAAGCUCUUUGCGAAUCCUUAAUCUCAAGGGUAAUGGCCUGUCUGGGAGACUGCCAUCAGAUAUGUGCAAUAAUCAUGCUACCAAUCUUCAAGAAUUAUAUCUCUAUGAAAAUGAGUUCGACGGCCAGAUUCCAUCGUCUAUAUGCAAUUGUAAGGAGAUCAAACUUCUAGCCUUGUAUUCCAACAAGUUUAAUGGCAGUAUCCCAAAAGUAAUUGGCCGUUUCACCAUGCUCCACUCCUUAUAUCUCUCAGUAAACAACUUCAGGGCCGGUACACUUCCAGCAGAGAUAGGUAAUCUCACACAAUUGAAGACACUUGGACUAGCAAGUAUCAGUUUAACAGGGCAGAUUCCUAGUUUUCUCUUCAACAUUUCCUCUUUGAAGCGACUAGAUCUCAAUAACAAUAGUCUUUCUGGAAACUUGCCUGUAGACUUAAGUUAUAAUCUGCAUGGCCUUGAGGAAUUAUACAUUGGUAGCAAUCAACUUGUGGGGCCCAUCCCAACCAAGAUAUAUAGAUUAACUAACCUUCAGAAAUUGGAAGUGUCAAAAAAUCAACUCACGGGUAGCCUGCCCAGGGAAUUCGGAAACCUCACAUUUCUAAAGUUUCUAGACAUCAACGCUAACAACUUGACAGGUGGAUUACCUGCCGAAUUGGGCAGACUAAAGCUGGAGGUAAUUGGACUCAAUGAAAACAGUUUAUCUAGCUUCAUCCCGUUUGAAAUAUUCAACAUAUCAACACUGAAGUCCAUAGACUUGACACUCAAUCAUUUCUCAGGACAUCUUCCCUCAAGUUUUGGCCUAUGGCUUCCCAAUCUUGAAGAGUUGUAUUUAGGCGACAACCAGUUAAAAGGGUUCAUCCCUAGCUCCAUCUCAAAUGCUUCAAAGUUGAGUACAAUAUCCAUUACCAGUAACAAUUUCACAGGCUCACUACCAAAUCUUAGCAAUUUGAGACAGUUACGGAGGCUUAUAGCAGCAGGAAAUAAUAUAACGGGAAAUUUGAAGUUUCUCUCAUCUUUAGCAAAUUGUAGAUACUUGGAGUUAAUAGAAGUGUCAUUAAACCAGUUUAAUGGCGUCUUGCCAAAUUCUUUAGGGAAUCUCUCAACUUCACUUAAGCGGUUCACUGCUUUUGGGUGCGGAAUUAGGGGAGUCAUUCCAACUAGUAUUGGAAACUUGACAGGCUUGACAGAGAUAUCCUUGGAUAGCAACCAGUUGACAGGCUUUAUCCCAUCCACCCUUGGGAAAUUAGUCCAUCUUGAACGCAUUUAUUUGGAGUAUAAUAGGUUGCAAGGACAUAUUCGUACUCAUCUUUGCAAAUUAAGCAUCUUAGGAGACAUUUAUGUUUCUCACAAUAUGCUCAGUGGACCGAUACCAACAUGUUUUGGAGACUCAAAAUCACUAAGAAGGCUUUAUUUGGAUUCCAACAACUUCAACUCUACAAUUCCUUUAAAACUUUUUCAGCUUGGUGAUCUUGUGGCUCUAAACCUCUCCUCAAACUCCUUCACUGGCAAUCUACCAUCACUGGUUAAAAACCUGAAGCAAGCUACCGAUCUUGACUUAUCAAGCAAUAAGCUUUCGGGUCAUAUCCCGAGCUCAAUAGGCAAAGCACAAUCACUGGCUUACCUUUCCUUGGCAGACAAUAAAUUUGAAGGUCCUAUCCCUCUGUCUAUGCCCAACUUGAUAGGCUUAGAGCACCUGGAUCUGUCUUCUAAUAAUCUGUCGGGUACAAUCCCAAAGUCACUACAGGAUCUCAAACAUCUCCAGUUCUUGAAUGUGUCUUUCAAUAAGCUAGAAGGUGAAAUUCCAAGUGGUGGGUGUUUCUCAAACUUCACGCCUCAAUCGUUUCUGCACAACCAAGCACUCUGCGGUCCAGCAUGGCUACAUGUCCUGCCAUGCCCUACCAACCAUCAUAAGCCAUCUUUGGUAAAGUAUAUUCUGCCACAGUUAAUAGUAGCAAUGCUUGUGGUAGUGAUUGUUAUUUUGUGGAUGCGAUCACGAAACCGAAACCAAACCAUGGAGCAAGAUGCAGCAGAAACUACAAUUCUUCCACCUGAAGCAUUUUUUAGGAAGGUAUCAUACUAUGAACUUGUGCAAGACACAGAUUCCUUUAGCGAAGCUAAUCUUCUUGGCGUAGGAGGUUUCGGUUCAGUAUAUAGAGGGGCGCUCAAUGAUGGCACCAAUGUAGCAGUGAAGGUUUUCAACUUGCAAGUAGAAGGAUCAAUGAGGAGCUUUUAUGCUGAAUGUAAAAUAUUGGGCAGUGUUCGCCAUAGAAACCUCACAAAAAUCAUCAGUUGUUGCUGCAAUGCUAAUUUCAAAGCAUUAGUUCUCGAGUACAUGCCUAAUGGAAGUCUGGAGAAGUGGUUGCAUUCUCAUGAAUACUAUCUAGAUAUCCUACAAAGAUUGAACAUAGCAAUUGAUGUUGCAUUGGCAUUAGAGUAUCUCCAUUACGGUUAUUCAACAUCUAUCGUGCAUUGCGAUCUAAAGCCAAGUAAUAUUCUGUUGGACGAAGACAUGGUUGCACAUGUUUCUGAUUUUGGCAUUGCGAAGCUCUUUGAGGGAUCUGAGUCAAUGGCUCAAACUAAGACAUUAGCCACACUUGGAUAUAUGUCACCAGAGUACGGGAUGGACGGAAUAGUAUCAAAAAGUGGUGACGUGUACAGUUAUGGCAUUACACUAUUGGAAAUGUUCACUAGGAAGAAGCCCACCGACGAAAUAUUUGAGGGAGAAAUGAACUUGAAGCUUAUGGUAAGCCGGUGUAUAGAGCGCAACUCAAUCAUGGAAGUUGUUGAUAGCAACAUGAUCAGGGAAGGAGAUGAGUAUUUUGCUAUAAAGGCAGAGUGUGUGUUGUCAAUCUGUGGCUUAGCAAUGGCUUGCUUGAGAGAUUCUCCCCAACAAAGGAUCAACACGAGGGAAAUUGUGGGUACAUUGCAACAACUUAGGACUUCUUACUUAGCAAAAGUUAGAAGUUUACCAGAGAAAUCGAGAAAUCUUCCGAUGUUGCGAUCAUUCACCACAGGAAAAUCGCCGUGAAAUAUCGCGCGCAGAGACAAAUGGAAGCUGAGAUGGUAAUAAGUAUUAGUUACCGUACAUGUAUUAUAAAGCAUAAGUUUUUUUUUUAAAUUUAGUUUUGUGCAUUUUAAUAGUAAAAUAAUUAAUUAAAGACAACCAAAACAAGACAACUAUUGUUUA